Frankliniella occidentalis (western flower thrips) is the source of this 1280-nucleotide messenger RNA. RefSeq lists its product as uncharacterized. The record is from RefSeq and is a predicted model, not a curated record. The transcript has 2 exons. The coding region runs from base 37 to 1035 and encodes 332 amino acids. Lineage: Eukaryota; Metazoa; Arthropoda; Insecta; Thysanoptera; Thripidae.
AAUGUGAAGUGUAUUGUAAGUGACUCUGCUGACUACAUGACUGCUUGUGCCAGAACCCUGAAAGGAAUUAUUGGUGAGCAGCUGCUGCACAUUCAAUGUUGGAGCCAUAAACUGGACAAAUUGGAAAAGAUUCCCUCACAAGCAUUUACAAAACUGAAUGAAUAUGUGAGCAAGACCAAACAAGUAUUCUUGAAUACAAGGAAAAGAAAGCAUAGAUACAUCUCUUUUCUGGAAGACAAGUAUGGGCAAAACAAUAAUGAUAUAGGAUUUAAGAAAGCCAAACUUUUCCCUAUGCCUGUCAUGACAAGGUGGAACUCUUGGGUGCAAUCUGUUGAUUGUAUUAGUGACUAUGCUGAAGAUAUUUUUGAAUUUGUACGUACACUUGAUGACAGUGACUCCAAUGCUGUGGAAUAUUUUAAAAAUUUAGAAGAACUAGAUUGGAAAAUUGUAAAGGCAGAAGCAGCAUUUGUAGUAGAGCAUUGUGCACCUGUUUCUGACUUACUUUUGUUGCUGGAGGGUAACAAGUACCCACUUGCCCACCGCCUACUACCUAACUUAAAUCAGCUUUUAGUUUCUUUUACCAUUAUCAUGGAGAGUGAUAGAAUUAAAAGGGUGGUAGGGGAAAAAACUUUAGCAGCCCUUCUACAGCUACCUAAGCAGGAAAUGUAUAGAGCUGGGAGAAGGAUGAGAUCCAUGUGUAGAAUGUGUUUUGACAGACUCACUGGCCUGAUAGACACAGACACUGCAAAAUUAUUUUUUGAGUCAUGUGCUUCUCUAUUUUGCCCUGUUAAGAUUAUGUCAGGAACAGUAGACACUGUGUCAAGGGCUUAUAAAAAUAUCCCUAUGCUAAAGGAGAUUCCCUUAGCCCAAUUUCUAGUGCAACACGGUGUUUUGCAGAAGGAAGUGGAGAAUUACUUGCUAAAUAAUAGAUCUAAAAAAGUAGAUGCUGUUCAUGAAGUACUGAAAGGCAUGCUGGCUUCAGAAAACAAAUCAUUUGCCAUUGUAUGUCUUCAAGUAAUAUUUUCCCCAGUUUGAAAUGUAGAUAGUGAGAGGGCCUUUUCUGGCUAUGCAGAUAUAUUUUCUCCUAAAAGGUCAAACCUAAGUGUUCAGAGUAUGGAAAUUUCAAUGUUUUUAUACUUUAACGAUUGUGAUGACUCCGCUGAUGAGACUGAUGUUAAUGAUAAUGAAGAAGUUGAGUUAGACGAUAUUUUUGAUAAUGAUGAUCCCAUGUAACAAUUUAGGAAAGUCGUAGAGUUAUUACAUAGUACAUUUAGUACUUA